Aquila chrysaetos chrysaetos is the source of this 1098-nucleotide messenger RNA. RefSeq names its product receptor accessory protein 6 (gene REEP6). The transcript has 7 exons. The record is from RefSeq and is a predicted model, not a curated record. The coding region runs from base 16 to 990 and encodes 324 amino acids. Lineage: Eukaryota; Metazoa; Chordata; Aves; Accipitriformes; Accipitridae.
CCCAAAGCCCCAUUCAUGCUCGGAGCCACGGCUGCUUCACACCGGGGGCAGAAAUGCUGCAGUGAGCAGAGCGGGGAUAAUCCGUCCUCUGAGCCCGAGCAAGGGCUUUUCUCUAAUUCACCAGCACAGACAGGGAAGCGGGAUUGGAUUGCUGGUUCUCAGGGGGCUGAAUCCUUAACGCACAGUGGCUGCUCAGCACAAGCACAUGCAGGAGAUGUGUACAGGGAGCAGAAAGGAGACGCAGGCUUUGGCAGCAAGGCUGCUGCUGGGCACUUGGCUCCAGUAGCAAGGCUUGUCCUUGAACAGUCAUUAUCAAAAUGCCAAGUGGCUCUGAGCCCCACGCGCAGAGGAAAAGCUCGGUGCCUUGACUUUGGACUGUACGUGUGUGUUCAAGUCUCUGCUUCCGAUGACUCUGCAGCCUUGGCCCGGGUCCAGGCUGGCGAUGGGUUGAAAGCGCAGCGAGUUUGUUGUGGUUCUGCGGCGUUCCUGGGGCUGUACCUCAUGUUCGGCUAUGGUGCCUCGCUGCUCUGCAACCUCAUCGGCUUCGCCUACCCUGCGUAUGUCUCCAUCAAAGCCAUCGAAAGCUCCAGCAAAGAGGACGACACCAUGUGGCUGACGUACUGGGUGGUGUACGGCGUCUUCAGUGUAGCCGAGUUCUUCUCCGACAUCUUCCUCUACUGGUUCCCCUUCUACUACGUUGGGAAGUGCCUGUUCCUGGUGUGGUGCAUGGCUCCCGUGUCCUGGAACGGGUCGCAGGUGCUCUACCAGAACGUUAUCCGGCCCUGCUUCCUCAGGCACCACCAGACCGUGGACAACGUGCUGGGCAACCUCAGCACCAAAGCCCUGGACGUGGCUUCCAGCAUCACCCGAGAAGUCCUGCAGACUCUGGUCAGCAGCAGAGCCCGGCUGGCGGCCGAGGGUGGCACCGCAGCUCAGCCUGUCUCCUCCGGAGCAGCCAUGAACCUGGCGCAGGAAGCGAAGAGCAAGUGAGAGCAGCCUCCGGCGCCACCGGCACCACGACCGCGGGCCUGGGUUCCCUGCCCAGACCCAUGCCCCACCGCUGCUGUCCCCAAUAAACCCCCCUCGGUGUUCCCCGGU